Molecule: messenger RNA, 1676 nt
Organism: Oncorhynchus masou masou (cherry salmon)
Lineage: Eukaryota; Metazoa; Chordata; Actinopteri; Salmoniformes; Salmonidae
Product: transmembrane protein 107-like
Exons: 7
Coding region: 269-718 (149 amino acids)
Biological process (GO): non-motile cilium assembly; protein localization to ciliary transition zone
Cellular component (GO): MKS complex
Source: RefSeq, a predicted model, not a curated record
CUGGUCUGUUUCCGUCCUAAAUCGUUAACGAAACCUUACGUUCUUGAACGCACCCCGGAUUUAAAUUGUAGCAACGAGCUAAACCAUGCCUGCAGCUGAAGCGUCUGUUGUUUCUAGUCCUACACACAGUUGUUUCAAUUAAUAGUAAAUACAUCAUCAAAUGUGGCUAGUUUUUGGCUCCAAAUAUUGACUAACGAGUUGAAUAACGUCGUAUGUCCUGUGUUGGGUACAUUAGCUAGCACUAUCAAGGUACAUCUUUGCUGGGGCAAUGUCUGCAGUCAGCAGCCUGGUCCCGGCUCGAUUCCUGACUCUCACUGCUCACCUCGUCAUCGUCAUCACCAUUUUCUGGUCACGGGAGAACAAUGUUGAAGCUUGCCUGCCUUUGGAUUUCACACAGGACCAAUACGACAAGGAGGACACCAAGUUGGUGGUAGCAUUGUCAGUCACCAUGGGUCUGUUUGCUAUAGAGCUGGCUGGCUUCUUCUCUGGUGUGUCUAUGUUCAACUGCACCCAGGGCCUCCUCUCGACUGCAGCCCAUGCCAGUGCCUCUGUGGCUCUGCUGUUCUUUCUGUUUGAACAAUGGGCAUGUGAAAUAUACUGGUGGAUCCUUGCUUUCUGCAGAGAUGGGAGUGUUGGACAUACUGGGUUAUUUUUGCCUUCUGCAGUGUUCUCCCUGCAUUUGUGGAGAUCCUACUCUUCAUCGCAGUGUUCGGACUGAAGAAGAAGCCACUAUAACCGAGAGCAGUGUUUCACAUCAAUGUUCGGUCUGGAAUGUAGUGUCCAUCCUUCCCAGCACUUGUACAUAGCUGUCCAAGUGUGUGACACAUUGUGACUGUUCAAUAGUGUCAAGGAGACAUAGUUGAUGUUAUUGAUGCUGGAUGGUGAUCGUAGUGAUAAAGACAACAGAGCUGGUUAAGAUGUGGAUGGUCAAAGCUGCAGUAUCCGAUACGGUGACAGCAUAGGUUCAAAUCUGGCCUUCUCACUUUUGACACAGCCUUUAUCUAUCCAUCAAUAGUCAGAUUAUUUUUAUUUAUUUUAAGCUGUGGUCUGUGUUUCAGGAUUGUGGGCGUUGUAGAUGGAAACAGAGCUACUGUAUGUACCAAGGCGGAGAGGAUGAUUUGUAAAAACUCCAGCAUAUUGAUCCUAAUUGCUACGCUGAAUGUAUAGACACAAGUAACCAUCUUUCUCUUCACCAUGAUAAAUGGUCCUGUGUACCAUAGGGUUUUAGUACCACCUUUCUAAAGUGUUUACCUAAAAAAUAUGUUUUAUCAAGCUGAAGCUAUACCUACCAUUCCUUCCUUCCUUUUAAUAUGCUUUUUACAUUAAUCUAAAAUGUGGUGAUAUCUGAUGGUUGCUACACCUCUAUAUGUCAAAGUGUUAUUCUUUUUUUUUUUUAAGAUUAACGUAUUUUACCUGUGUAAUCUAGUAUUUAUUUCAUAAACCUUCCUUGAAAAAAAUUGUGCGGUGGGUGUGUCAGUCUUGACGCACUUUUUGCGUCGCUAGAAUCUGAUUGGCACUUCACAUUCGACUCCUACGUGUGCCACCUCUCACCGGUUCCGGGUAGCAGAAACGGAGUUUGUUCCUGGAGCUGCCUGUGUUUUGAAAGGAUAUCGAAAACGCAUGAUCCGUUGUGUCAAAAACGUAAUUAUAGAUUAAAUAUCAAAACAUGGGUAAGU